GCUGCCGAGCGCGUCGCCGGGCGGCCGCUCCGCCUCGGCCUAGGGGCGGGGCUGCACAGAACGUGCCCCGAAACGCAGAGGAGUGAAGUGGACUCCACUGUAAGAGAAAUGGCAGCAUCUUCAUCAUCAUCCUCGGCAGGAGGUGUCAGUGGAAGCUCUGUCACAGGCUCAGGCUUCAGCGUCUCGGACCUCGCACCACCUCGGAAGGCACUGUUCACCUACCCCAAAGGAGCCGGAGAGAUGCUGGAAGAUGGUUCUGAGCGAUUCCUCUGUGAGUCCGUAUUCAGCUAUCAAGUAGCGUCAACACUUAAACAAGUGAAGCACGAUCAGCAAGUUGCUCGGAUGGAAAAACUCGCCGGUUUGGUGGAAGAGCUAGAAGCUGAUGAAUGGCGGUUCAAGCCCAUGGAGCAGCUGCUGGGCUUCACACCAUCCUCGGGCUGAGUCUGAGGUUGGUCGAAGCCACUCAGAGAAGGUCCUGGUUGCAGCCCCCCCCCUCAUCUCCCCCAACCCCACUCCAUCCUACCCCACCCCCACAGCUCAGAGUCACCAUUCCAUUGCUCACUGUGCACUCACUUCCGUUUGUUUCUUUGUACCUGUCCACUUGCAACAAAUAUUUAAAUGCUUGGGGAGAUUCUGUUUAUUUUACUAAGUCCUAAGGCUGGAGCAAGCCCAUUUACAGCAACUACAGCAGUGUCUGAGGCCAUGAAUUCACUCCCUAAGCCUGUGAAAAAUAAAAAAAAAAUAAAG
Molecule: messenger RNA, 747 nt
Organism: Suncus etruscus (white-toothed pygmy shrew)
Lineage: Eukaryota; Metazoa; Chordata; Mammalia; Eulipotyphla; Soricidae
Product: anaphase-promoting complex subunit 16
Exons: 1
Coding region: 109-441 (110 amino acids)
Biological process (GO): protein ubiquitination
Cellular component (GO): cytosol; anaphase-promoting complex; kinetochore
Source: RefSeq, a predicted model, not a curated record